AUGGACGGCCAGGCUCUUACAAGAAAGGUUACCAUUCUCAAUGAUCCUGUUGAUCUAACCAUGGCCACCUUGGAUUCCUCGUCCAGCGGCAAAUCUGAAAAAGGAGAUGUAGACUUCGUCAAUGACAGUGUCGACUCAGCAGCUGUGAAACGAGCUAUCCUCAAGAUGGAUCUUACUCUCCUACCUAUUCUAACUAUGUUCUACCUGCUAUCUUUUCUGGAUCGUGCCAAUAUUGGCAAUGCUAGAGUCGCCGGUCUCCAAAAGGACCUCCUCAUGACAGACAGACAAUACCAAAUUGCGAUAACCAUCACAUAUGUUCCCUAUGUGCUCAGCGAGAUCCCUGCAAACUUGAUAAUUCGCAGAGUUGGUCCAAAUAUUCUCAUGCCAACUUUACUCACUAUUUGGGGCAUCAUCGUCUUGUCGCAAGGGUUCGUAACCUCAUUCAAGGGUCUAGCUGCCGCUCGCGCGUUCCUGGCGGCAAUUGUCAACAUGCAUGGAGUCGGAAACAAGCCUGCCUGGUCAUGGAUCUUCAUUCUGGAAGGCCUUUUCAGUACCUUAAUCGGUAUUCUAUCGUUUUUCCUUGUUCCUGUGUCUCCAAGGGACUCUAGGUUUUUGUCAGACGAGCAGAAGCGCCUAAUUAUACAGCGGCUCGACCGCAACCGACCAUUCGCAGUUCCAGUUGAUACCUUUAACAUUAAACGAAUCCUUUCAGUCCUGGUAACGCCACACGUCUUACUACCAUCCGUGAUCAAUUUUAUGGGUGGCACAAACCUCUUUGGGCUUGCCCUGUUUUUGCCAUCCAUCGUCAGUCAACUUGGAUACAGCUCAAACCGCACACAACUCCUCAGCGUUGGCCCAUUCGCAGUUGGAUUUGUUGUUACAGUCCUUCUUUCUUAUUUCUCUGACCGUUAUAUGAUAAGAGCCGUGCCUAUUGUUGGUGUACUUCUUUUCUCAGUUGCUGGAUAUUCUCUUUCUUUAGCAUCUACCAGCAAGCACAUGUCAUAUGCUGCUUUGUAUCUCAUGGUCCCAGGUGUAUAUGCCACUAUCCCCGUGAUAUCGGCAUGGUUCUCGAACAACACUGAACCGUACUAUCGUCGAGCAACUAGUAUUGCAUUGGGUCUCAUGUUUGCAAAUUGUGGCGGAAUUAUGAGUACCUGGCGAUACCCAUCACACGAAGGGCCGAGAUAUCAAAAGACUACCAUAAUGAACUUGACCUUCUCUUUAAUGAUGAUAACCUUGACCAUUGUCAAUGCACUGCAUCUGAUUUGGUUGAACAGGCAAAAGAGAUUGCGAAGAACCGACAUGCUUGCACCCUAUGCUACUAAGGAAGAACCCGAUGGUGGCAUACGUGCAUGGGUAGAGCUGGGUGAUCGCCAUCCGGAUUUUUUAUCACAUGCUCAUCGCGUCGCGGGUCGUUGGCGAGAGGUCAGCGUCAACCAGCGAACAGGCUUUGAUAAAUACUUAUACUUGUGGAUAUCCCCGAUACACGCAGUGCCUUAUCAAUUGUUGACCAGGUGCCAGCCAGCCAUGAAAGAUGUUCUUCUAGUAGGAUUUGGAGCGGUGGGAGCGAUAUGCGAACUCCCUUAUCCUGAAGCGGAGCGGUCUGGCAAGAGUUACAGCUGUUGCCCGGAGCAAUUUCGAAAUCGUCGACAGCUAUUCAAACGAGACAUUAUCGCGAAAGAGGAAGGGAUUCACUUUGAGAGUCGCAAGUACGGCAAUAUCAAGGGAUGGAGACCUGAUCGCUUAUGCAAAUCUGUUGCAGAGGCGGCGGAUAGACCUUACUCUUACGUGCUGGUCACUACUAAAGCUAUCCCUGAGCUGGUCAGAACAUCAGAAAUGUUGGCUCCUUUGUACUCAAAUGACUACAGAGCAAAAUUUCCUCAACCGGCAUAUGUCCUGCUUCAGAACGGCCUCAACGUUGAAGUGGAGUUGUAUAAAACCCUCAAAGCAACCUUACAUGACGAUCCAAAGAUCAUAAGCACCGCUCUAUGGAUAGGGACCAAUUUGUUGAAGCCAAAUGUAGUAGAGCACAAUGACUUUGACAGACUGUCUCUUGGAGUGUAUAGACAUGAAGAUCGUACAACAACAACAAACACCGCUGAGGAGGCUGCACUACUAGACGGUAUCGGGCACAUCCUCGAAGCUGGGGGGUCAACGAUUUCAGUUGUGCCCGAAAUCCAACGCGUGAAAUUCAAAAAGAAUUUCUGGAAUGUCGCGUUCUCUUCAUUUGCAACGCUCACACGGCAAGCUUCCUUGGUAUUGCAGCGAUAUACCCUCCCAGCCAUGUUCCGAGCGCCUCCUGAAAGUCCUUCGAAACCAUAUGAACCAUACGUUUCGCCUGCCACAGCGGAUCUCAUUUCUUCCUACACAAUCCCUGCAGUUAAAGCUACCCUCAAUGAGCUUAUUGUACUGGGCCGUGCUCUCGGGUUCCCGGAUACAGAGGACGGCCUUCCAUCCUCUAUAGCUGAAUCAACCUUCGAAGGGACGUGGAAAUUGCAUACACGGGCUGAUAGUACCCAUGUUCCCAGCAUGCUCCUUGAUGCUGAGAAAGGUUUCCCAAUCGAGGUGGAAGUGAUCGUUGGUGAGGUUGUCCGAAUGGCAAAGGAAAGAAAUGUCGAUCUUCCUAACCAAAUAUUGCGCAAGAGGGAAGAAGCAAAACCAACGCGCAAUGUUUGA
Psilocybe cubensis is the source of this 2676-nucleotide messenger RNA. Its product is annotated as putative transporter. Gene Ontology annotation, molecular function: oxidoreductase activity; transmembrane transporter activity. Gene Ontology annotation, biological process: transmembrane transport. The transcript has 20 exons. The record is from RefSeq and is a predicted model, not a curated record. Lineage: Eukaryota; Fungi; Basidiomycota; Agaricomycetes; Agaricales; Agrocybaceae. Bases 1 to 2676 code for a protein of 891 amino acids. Gene Ontology annotation, cellular component: membrane.